AACAGAUCAGAGGGAGGAAGGGAGAGGAGGGACUGUGAUUUCAGCAGCAGGCGGGCAAGCUGUAGCUCACCUCCACCAGCGAUACCGACACAACAGCCAGGCCUUGACUCUGGAAUAUUUCUCACACUAUCGGCUAGUUGUAUGAAUGAACGUCUCUGUUAUCUGGGACCAUGGUUGGACUCUCAGCCACUGCUGUAGAGGCAAUGGAGCAGUUAGUGAGUGAGCUGAGCGCACUCCUGAAGUUGCUGGAUCAGGAGACUCUGAGCUCAUCAACGCAGGAGAAGAAGACUUCAGUGUGGAACCUCCUGCAGCAGAUACAACCAUCAGUUUCGGGAACAGACUAUAUCUAUGUGAACUCAGCAGUGUACAGGAAUGGCACCAGCUUUGUGGAGUCACUCUUUGACAAGUUUGACUGUGAAGUUGGAGACCUAAAGGAUGUUACGGACGAUUUGAAGCUAGAAAAAGACGCACAAAGCGAGACUUUGAAACAGGACUGUGGAGACUCCUCAGCUGUGCAUUCAGCCGGCUCUCCUCCCCCUCUGCCCACAACACCUCCUCCUGAGGAUUAUUAUGAGGAGGCAGUGCCACUCAGUCCGGGCAAGAUGCCUGAAUACAUCAUCGCUAGAGUUCGACCUAGCCCUCCCACCUCUAUAGAGGAUGGAUAUGAAGAUGCAGACAACAACUACCCAACUACUCGCAUCAUCUCCCAUCGUAAAAACUCCUAUAAUGAUUCUGAUGCUCUGAGUAGCUCUUAUGAGUCAUAUGAGGAAGACGAGGAAGAGAGGAGUCCCGGUGUGCAGCUGACACAUCAGUGGCCCUCAGAUGAGAGCUCCAUGCCCCCAACCAGGGACUGUCGGAUCUGUGCCUUCCUGCUACGCAAGAAACGCUUCGGCCAGUGGGCCAAACAGCUCACGGUUAUACGAGAGAAUCGAUUACAAUGUUAUAAGAGUUCCAAGGAUACAUGUCCCUACGUGGACCUGCUGCUGCCCCAAUGCACUGUGGUCUACGCCCCCAAGGAUAGCAAACGGAAGAACCAUGAACUCCGGUUCACCUUACCCAACGGAGAUGCUCUGGUUCUGGCUGUGCAGAGCAAAGAGCAAGCGGAGCGAUGGCUCGGGGUUAUCAGAGAGGUGAAGGGCCAAUGCACUGGGUCGGAGGUAUCCGCGUCCCCCGUCAUUCUGAGGAAAAUCGAACUUGACAAGAGGUUAUCUGCAGAAAGGAACAAUUCAGAUUCAGAUGUUGGAGUAUCAACGGGGGAGAACUUCCGAGAAAAUACAGGUAAGGUGAAGCGUGGUGCCUUAGCUGCAGGUCGAAAGAUCACACGUAUCAUCAGCUUCUCAAAGAAGAAGACUUCUCGAACAGCCUACACCGACCCUCGACAAGGUUAUCUGUCAGUGCUCAUCAACCAAGAGUGGCAGGAGCACUGGUGCUGUGUGUGCAGAGGCUUCCUGCAUUUCUACCAUGACAGAGGCGACCAUCAGACCUCCUUGCCUUCCCUCCCACUGCAUGGCUGUGAAGUGGUGCCAGGCCUGGGACCCAAGCAUCCCAUUGCCUUCCGGAUCUUACGAGCAAGCACCACCUUGGCUGCUCUGGAGGCAGCCAACUCUGAGGACCUUGGCAGAUGGCUCGGGGUUCUCUUGGCAGAAACCGGCUCCACAACAGAUCCCGAGUCUCUGCAUUACGACUGCGUGGACGUGGAGACCAUUGCUAAUAUUCGCAAUGCUGCUCGCCAUUCCUUCCUAUGGGUCACGUCCUCCGCAAGUAACACAGACUUCAGAACAUAUGACGAGGUCCCAAAUGAGGAUGUUCAGCAGUCUAUCGAGAGCUGCCGGCAGCAGUGGGGGAAUCAAGGCAAGUGGCAAUCCAGUUUGUCUAGCAGGGAUUCUGAAAAAAACAAAUUGUUCAACUCCCUCGAACGAACAGGUUCAAAUUCUAACAACCAGUAUGGAAGGUAUGGGAAAACACGAGCGGAGGAGGAUGCUAAGCGAUACCUGAAAGCAAAAGAAGAGCUGGAAAAAGAGAAGGAGGGAAUUCGGCAUACCCUCUCAAACCUCCGACAGGAGAAACGAGAGCUAAAGGAACAGCUGCAAACAGCUUCUGAGAAGAGAUGUGUCCUCUUGAACCAGCGCGUGUCCCAGCUGGAAGAAGCUUGUCGGGCUAAAGAAGCAGCGCAAGUGGACCUGGAACUGCGACUGUCCCAAGUCAAAGAAAACCUCAAGAAAAGCCUGGCAGGUGGAGUUCUUGGUGCCCCUGUGGAAACUGUCCCUCCCGUCAAGGGGUCCAGAAAGAAGACACAUAAUAUCUACAGUGACACCUUACCAGUAAACUGUGCUGCGGAGAUGCGCAAGAGACCGCCCUCUGUGUAUGCUUCAUCGUCAGGAACUGUCAUGCAGAAGGCAAAGGAAUGGGAAUCAAAGAAAGGAAAUUAAAGGCAGAACCUUCAGAAGUACUUGCAGUAAAUGGAACUGAUUACAGGAUGUAACAGUUGCAACCUGCCAACCUGCUGAGGAGAACUUCUCAGCAGCAUUCAGAAGCACAGAUGCCCAACGAGUCGUUGCAAUGAAAGAAAAUAGCCACUAGAUGGAGGUACGUCCUCUAUAAUGCUCUUGACCAACUUCAGCGCCUGAAAGGACUUGAUUCAGAAAUCCAAAGACUGUCUUUCAAAUUUUCAGCUUUAAAAAUGUAGAACUUAAUGUGGGAAGCACAAAUGAGAUAUUUAGAGUUUUGGAAUGUCGUAAAGCGUAGUGCAAUGUAAAUAGAAGUUUAUAUUGGCUCAGGUGGUUGUGGUUUAAUAUGAGGAAAGGCUUGUGAAUGUGAUGUGGACUGAUGAAAUGAUUGGAAGUAGAUCAAGUCACAAUGUGCCUUUUCAUCAAUUUUAUGUUUUUUUUUAAAAUUUUUACGGUGACUGUUUCAUGUGUUUCGAUCUUUGUGUAUAGUUCUUUUGUUUGUGUUUUCGUAAGGCUUCGGAUAGCGGAAUCCUGCCAUCUUUAAAAGGACACGCUUCACUAGAUGUGCUCUUAGUUUAGCUUGUAAAUACGUCCUACAUCAUUUUAGAUUCAUCUUAGGCCAUAGAUGAGCCAUGCAUCAAGAGAUUGGAUGCAAAAAUGUAACUCACUCCUGUCAAAGUAGGGAAGUCUUACCUUUUUCAUUUACCUGCAAAACCUGUGUUGAAUUUUGCACUUUAAGAUUGACCUGGGUGCAGACAGAACCUCAAAGUCAUUAAAUUGAUUCAUGCUAUUUAUAGCCAUGACGUUUAUUUUAAUAAGAUUACGAUGCUGAUCCCAUUCAAGAAGAUACCCAAUCAUUUAAUGCGUUUUUCUUUCUUCAAGCAGUGUUGUCUUUCUACCUUUUUUUUAAUUUUCAGAUCCCUGCCUGCAUAUGCCACGUCAUUAAAAAAAAAGUUUUAAGGA
This is a messenger RNA of Syngnathus acus (greater pipefish), 3410 nucleotides long. RefSeq names its product actin filament associated protein 1-like 1a (gene afap1l1a). Gene Ontology annotation, molecular function: SH3 domain binding. Gene Ontology annotation, cellular component: cytosol. The transcript has 19 exons. Lineage: Eukaryota; Metazoa; Chordata; Actinopteri; Syngnathiformes; Syngnathidae. The record is from RefSeq and is a predicted model, not a curated record. Bases 171 to 2429 code for a protein of 752 amino acids.